CAGUGCGCGGGCAGCUAGGCUAUCUGGCAUGAUUGCGAAUCAACGUCAACACCGCGUCACGGCACUCGCUAGUGUUCCUAAGCGAGUGCUCGCUGUUUGUAAGCCUGUUCGAGCUAUAUACACCCAAGAAAGGACAGAGCCUGCGUUUGCCGUCGGAAAGUGUUUCCGCUUCAACAAAGCCAUCUUCAAUGUUGUCCCUGCAACAGCUUGACGAUCAUGUGCACCUCGAUCUCAACGCGCGAAGCUCUCCACGGGCCACUCGUGUGAUUUACGCUCCGCCAGGUUUCUGCACCUUCGGCCUGCUUGCUCCCUAUGCGCCUUCCGCCCAAACAGGCGAUGCGGCCCUUAAUUUGUCUGGCAAGCGUGGCGCCCGAAGAUGCCCGCAUUUUGCGCCUCGGACAGGGUGCACGCUUCAAAGACGGAACAACUACAGGCAGCAGCAGCAACAACCUAAAACUUCGAGUGCGCCUGUCACUGACAACGCGGCACAUGCUAGGGGAGCGGCGGUCUUGUUUGAUUUGGGUUCCUCUCAGCAAGACAAGCGAGGAAAAGAGCCGCAAGCCAUGGAGCUAUACAAUGUGAAAGGGCAAAGGCACUGCACUCCGAGCCGCUGCAAGAACCACCAGGACAGCAGAAUGGUCAAGAAGUCGCGAAAGACGAAGCAGUCGAGGUUGAAUCAAGCGCUGAGGAAUUAUCCGUCGAAAUAUGAUUGUAUCAAGAACUUGUUCUGUUAAUUAAAAUAAAACUCGCAUACUAAGCCGGUUUCCGG
Messenger RNA from Rhipicephalus sanguineus (brown dog tick), 769 nucleotides. RefSeq lists its product as uncharacterized. The coding region runs from base 189 to 734 and encodes 181 amino acids. The transcript has 5 exons. NCBI's taxonomy places the organism in Eukaryota, Metazoa, Arthropoda, Arachnida, Ixodida, Ixodidae. The record is from RefSeq and is a predicted model, not a curated record.